AUGAAGAUAAAAAAGAAGCUACAGAAGAAAGCGAAGAGCAGUAGAAGUUGGCCAGAUGCGUUAGUACGCAUCCAUGCCUUGGGAUUCCCGCCCUUGAUAAGUACGUUUGCUGUGACUUGUCGAUUCCCUCCCCUCGUGCGGCUGAGGGUGUCGCAGUGCCGAAAUGACGACAGCGCCCCACAGGUGAGAAAGUCGCUCUCUCAGCGCCCCACAGGUGAGAAAGUCCGCUCCUCAGCGCCCCACACAGUCCGCUCUCAGCGCCCACAGGUGAGAAAGUCCGCUCCUCAGCGCCCCACAGGUGAGAAAGGUCCGCUUCCUCAGCGCCCCACAGGUGAGAAAGUCCGCUCCUCAGCGCCCCACAGCGCCCCACAGGUGAGAAAGUCCGCUCCUCAGCGCCCACAGGUGAGAAAGUCCGCUCCUCAGCGCCCCACAGGGAGAAGUCCGCUCCUCAGCGCCCCACAGGUGAGAAAGUCCGCUCCUCAGCGCCCCACAGGUGAGAAAGUCCGCUCCUUCAGCGUGAGAAACCGCUCCUCCGCUCCUCAGCGCCCACAGGUGAGAAAGUCCGCUCCUCAGCGCCCCACACAGAAAGCUCUCAGCGCCCCACAGGGCCCAUUCAGCGUGACGUCGGAGCCAGAGCUGAAGGCUAUGGAACACCAUUAUUACUUCGAGAGCGAGUAG
Molecule: messenger RNA, 678 nt
Organism: Penaeus vannamei (Pacific white shrimp)
Lineage: Eukaryota; Metazoa; Arthropoda; Malacostraca; Decapoda; Penaeidae
Source: RefSeq, a predicted model, not a curated record